Funneliformis geosporum is the source of this 267-nucleotide messenger RNA. The record is from the annotation of a GenBank genome assembly. NCBI's taxonomy places the organism in Eukaryota, Fungi, Glomeromycota, Glomeromycetes, Glomerales, Glomeraceae.
AUGGCGGAUUCAUCAAUUCUGCCAGAAAAUAACGUUCUUAUUCCACUUUUUUCUUCACCAGAACAAGAUAAGUUACAUAAUAAUUCUUCUAUUCAUUUGCAAAUAAUUGAUAGUGAGCAUCAAGAAAUUAAACAAGCCGCUGUUAAAGCUUUACAUCAAAAUUCUAUAUUAACUAUGCAAGUGAUUGCAAGCGGUGAGUCACCUGCUAGAACUAAGUUACGGAUGUUACGUUAUAUAACUUGUUUACCACAACCUUCAUAUGAAUGA